Molecule: messenger RNA, 1269 nt
Organism: Myripristis murdjan (pinecone soldierfish)
Lineage: Eukaryota; Metazoa; Chordata; Actinopteri; Holocentriformes; Holocentridae
Product: ornithine decarboxylase-like
Exons: 8
Coding region: 1-1269 (422 amino acids)
Cellular component (GO): cytoplasm
Molecular function (GO): ornithine decarboxylase activity
Source: RefSeq, a predicted model, not a curated record
AUGGCGGCUCUUGACCCUAAGCGAUAUGACAUUAACAUUUUGGAGAACGGAGGAACCGUCCGCGAAUUUAUAGACAAAAAAAUCGACGAGCUCAGUUUAGCGGACUGCAGCGAGCCCUUCCAUGUGGCCGACCUGGACGAUGUGUACAAGAAACACCUCACCUGGUCUGAGAACUUACCUCGAGUCACACCUUUCUAUGCAGUGAAGUGCAACACCACGCCAGCCGUCAUCAGGACGCUGAGCGCUCUGGGCACGGGGUUCGACUGUGCCAGCAAGGCAGAGAUCGAGCUGGUUCUGUCCCUCGGAGCGACACCAGACAGGAUCAUUUACGCCCACACAACCAAACCAGAGGCCCACAUCAAGUACGCCCGCGCCCGUGGAGUUCACAUGAUGACGUUUGAUAACCAGGACGAACUCACAAAAAUCGCUCGCUGUCACCCCAGUGCCAAACUGGUGCUCCGCAUCACCGUGGAUGACUCCAGCUCUCUGAGGAGGCUAAAUCUGAAGUUCGGGGCCCGACCGGCAGCCGCCGGCGGGCUGCUGCGGCGGGCUGGGGAGCUGGGCCUGGAUGUGGUGGGAGUCAGCUUCCAUGUGGGCUGCAUGUGCAGCGACAGCCGGGCGUACAGGCGGGCCAUCGCAGACGCCCGCCACGUUUUCAACACCGCAAACCAGAUGGGCUUCCAGAUGAGUCUUCUGGACAUUGGUGGAGGCUUCCCCGGGAGCGACAACUUUCCACUGAAAUUUGAAGAGAUCGCAGAGUGCAUCAACGUGGCCUUGGACGAGUUCUUCCCCCCCGACUGUGGGGUGCAGAUUAUUGCUGAACCAGGACGGUACUUCAUGGAGACCGCCUUCACUCUGGCAGUGAACGUCUUCGCCAAAACAGUCACCAUGGAGGACGCAGCUGAGCACAACGGUAAAGAUGCUGGUGAUCCUGAUAUCGUGAUGAUGUACUACGUUAAUGACGGCCUGUACGGCUCCCUGAGGUUCUUCAUCAACCAUCCUGAGUUUGGCAGCGUUUCUCUCUACCCCCAGAGGGCGGUUGGCGGAGGCGAGCGGAGGUACCGCUCUGUGAUCUGGGGUCCGACCUGCGACAGCAUGGACCGGCUGACUGACAGCUGCCUGCUGCCGGAGCUGCAGGUGGGGGAGUGGCUCCUCAUGGACGCCACGGGUGCCUACACGCUCUCCGUGUCCUCCAACUUCAACGGCUUCGAAAGAGCAACCGUCUUCUCUGUGGUGACGCCGGAGACCUGGAGAGCCUUGAGUGGCUGA